ACCCUCUCACCGGAAAAAACUCCCAACGCCUGGUUUCUCUCUCUCUCUCUCUCUCUGUCUAUCUAUCGCUCUCUCUUUCCUUCUUCGAAGACCGUUGGAGAACAGACGGGCAAUCUUCAAUGGCACCGAAUUCCGGGCACCGGAUUUUCGCGUUCCAAGGGGCACCGCCCUGCCACGACGCCGACCCGGCGGCGCUUCUCGCCGUGCUGAUUGAGAUAGCCGGACGGGCUUCCAGGCGGCACGUGCGGGACGUCAACGCUCGGGAGCUCGCCCGCCAGGCCGGCGUCCUCCUGGCUCUCUUUGAGGAUAUUCGAGACCGGUACCCGCAGAAGCGGCCGCCUCCGGCUUGCGCGCUCUCGCUCUCCGAGCUCUACCUGGUGCUCAGGAAGUUGGAUUGGUUUCUUGAAGAGUAUGCCACCGCGGCCGGCAGCGGCGGCCGCCUCUGGCUCCUGAUGAACGCCGAGCGCGUCGCCACCGAGCUCCGGAUCCUCGCGCGGGACGUCGCUACUGCGCUCGACGUCCUUCCGAUGCGUCGGCUGGAUAUCGAGGCCGAAGUGAAGGAGCUCGUCUGGUUGGUGAAGAAGCAGGCGAGGCAAGCGGCGAUGACGGUCGAUCCUGCCGACAGUUGGGCCGCGAGAGAAGUCGCUGCGGUGUUCAGGGGGUUCGAGCGAAAGAUAGCGCCGGAUUCCGGCUGCCUGCGACGGAUCCUCGAUUACCUGGAGAUAACGAGCUGGGACCGGUGCAAUGAAGGGAUUCGGUUCCUUGAAGAGGAGCUCGAAUUGUUGAAAGCCUCCGGCAAGGAGCGGGAGAAGGAACUUACCGAGGCUUUGAUCGGACUCUUGCUGUACUGCCGGUGCGUGCUCUUCGACUCGACGAAGCGAUCGCGGGAGGGCCACGUAGCCGAACGCAGGGACGACAGCAAGGAAGCUGUUGCGCUCAUGAACAUUGAAGAUUUCCGGUGUCCGAUCUCUCUGGAGCUUAUGACGGACCCCGUGACUCUGGAGACGGGACAGACUUACGAUCGGGCUUCGAUCCUCGAAUGGUUCAAGGCCGGAAACUUCACCUGCCCGAAGACGGGGAAGAAGAUCGGGACAUCAAAUUUGAUCCCUAACAUUGUUCUGCGCAGCCUAAUAGAGCAAUUCUGUCGCUUAAAGGGCAUUCCGUUUAACGGAGGGGACGGCCACCGCCGGAGUCCGGGAGCGGCGCCUCUCGAAAGCAGCAUUACAGCCAUGGAAGCGAGACGGAUGAUAUUCGAAGUGCUCGUUGACAGAUUGACAACGGGAACUCCCGCAGAAAAGGGGAAUUCGGCGUUCGAGAUCCGAUUGCUCACAAAAUUCAGCGUCGUCGAUCGAGCACGAUUGGCGGAGGGCGACGCGAUUCCCGCCUUAAUCGAUCUGCUCUACUCGACGAGUCCAAUCACUCAAGAGAACGCCGCGGCCGCACUUCUGAAUCUCUCGAAGCACGCUACCUGCAGGAGCAGAAUAGUGGAGGAAGGCGGCCUGAGACCGAUCCUCCGCGUUGUCAGGUCGGGCUACAGGAUGGAAGCUCGGCAGACGGCUGCCGCGGCCGUCUUCUACCUCUCGUCAAUCGACGAGUACCGGAGAAUAAUCGGAGAAAUGCCCGGCGCGAUUCCGGCCCUCGUCGACCUGCUCAAAUGCGGCAACUCCCGGGGGAAGAAGAACGCCGCGGUGGCGAUCUUCGCGCUGCUGCUGCUUCCCGAAAACUACCAGCAGGUGCUGGACGCUGGAGCCGUCCCCUGUCUCGUCGACCUCCUGUCCAGCGAGAGAAACGAUCUCGUGAACGACUCCCUGGCGGUGAUCGCGCGGCUCGCGGAGCAACCGGAGGGAACUGAAGCCAUCCUGGAAGCGUCCAUCGUACCAAUGCUAGCGAGCUUCCUCCACUCUUACGCCUCCCCUGCAGCGAAGGAGUUCUGCGUCUCCACUCUGCUGUCCCUCUGCAUCAACGGAGGCGACCACGUCGUGUCCGCUCUGAGCAAGACGCCGUCUCUCAUGGCCUCCCUCUACACUCUCCUCAGCAGCGGCACUUCUCGCGCUAGCAAGAAGGCAAGCUCGCUGCUCAAGAUCCUCCACAAUUACUACUGCCUGCAUUCGGGUGACCAGAACGGUCCCGUUCACGGGGAAUACAUUGUUCGUGUACAGUAAGGAAACUCAGCCUCCUCCGUCUCCCAUGCAUCCAUACGAGUACUUUUACAGAAACAUGGAUGCGCCAUUUUUUUUCUUCUAGCUCGAAUUUUUUAGAGCUAGAGGAAAACUUCGAGGUGUAUAUAUACAUAUACUUGUGAACUUGUUCUCAAGAUUCAAUAUUCUUUCAAAGUUUUUUAAUAAAGGGUAUCGAUUUGAUGCACAAA
Messenger RNA from Nymphaea colorata (pocket water lily), 2368 nucleotides. Its product is annotated as U-box domain-containing protein 19-like. The coding region runs from base 120 to 2162 and encodes 680 amino acids. Gene Ontology annotation, molecular function: protein binding; ubiquitin-protein transferase activity. Gene Ontology annotation, cellular component: cytoplasm; nucleus. Lineage: Eukaryota; Viridiplantae; Streptophyta; Magnoliopsida; Nymphaeales; Nymphaeaceae. Gene Ontology annotation, biological process: protein ubiquitination. The record is from RefSeq and is a predicted model, not a curated record. The transcript has a single exon.